AUGAGCUUUUCCUUGAAGGAAAUAUAUGGAGAUUUGUUUUCCGCAGGGGAGGAUUACUCAAUGGCUCACUGUGUCGCCGCAGACCUCAGAAUGGGGAAAGGCAUCGCAGUAAAAUUUCGGAGUAAAUUUGGAAGUAUUUCACUUUUACAAAAACAAAACGUUAAACCAGGAGGAGUGGCCAUUUUACCUCAUAAUUCAAGAUAUAUUUACAAUUUAGUUACUAAGGAAACCAGCUGGGGAAAACCGACAUAUCAAUUAUUACACAGCUCAUUAGUAUCUAUGAGAAAUCACAUGAUCGAGCACGACGUGACUAAACUGGCAAUGCCAAGGAUUGGCUGUGGAUUGGAUGGAUUGACGUGGCACAAAGUUAAAGAUUUAAUUGAAGAGGUAUUUUCCAAUGAUCCCGUAAGCAUCGUAAUUUUCAAUUAUUCACCUACAUCAAUUUCUAAAUAA
Musca vetustissima is the source of this 453-nucleotide messenger RNA. RefSeq names its product ADP-ribose glycohydrolase OARD1-like. Gene Ontology annotation, biological process: peptidyl-glutamate ADP-deribosylation. Bases 1 to 453 code for a protein of 150 amino acids. The transcript has 3 exons. NCBI's taxonomy places the organism in Eukaryota, Metazoa, Arthropoda, Insecta, Diptera, Muscidae. The record is from RefSeq and is a predicted model, not a curated record.